AUGCCUUCGGAUUGUCGAACCAAGGCGGCGCUCUUCAAAGGCUGUCGUCCCAGCCUCUCAAAUCCGCAGCAAAUCAGCGCGACCCAGCAGCUCUUGUAUACAGCAUGCUCGACACCGUGCAUCCACUGCGAUAUCUGGAAGUUGGCUACUCUGAUUGCUUCACAUGUGCCGCUGGCUGCUCGAUACGAUCUCCUGACCGGUACUCCUGUCAACUCGCCUAUGCCAUCCGCUCCGUCCAGUCCGACCGCUUCAUCACCCAUCUCACGGACAAUGUCGCGGUCGAUGACCUACCCUCAACUCGUUUCCGCAUCAAAGAAGAUUGAGGCUCAGUUCCAAGCCCAGCGGUCCCGACUCAAUUCCAUUGUCAGCAUCUGCACUGUGUCUGGCGCCGACGAGACCGAGGGACUGAGAAUGGCUCACGAUCGAUGCUCCGCAGCUGUGGAAGACCUGCUCGACGAAGAAGAGGAUUUAGAGGAGUGUCUUCUCAAAGACCUUCAAGAAGUCCAGUAUGGGUACGACUACGACGACUACGGUCGUACUGUCCCAGAUGACUACUAUCCACAAGCGCGAAGACCCAGCAUGAUCGAUGUGGCUAUCUAA
Messenger RNA from Capronia coronata CBS 617.96, 600 nucleotides. RefSeq lists its product as uncharacterized. The transcript has a single exon. Lineage: Eukaryota; Fungi; Ascomycota; Eurotiomycetes; Chaetothyriales; Herpotrichiellaceae. The coding region runs from base 1 to 600 and encodes 199 amino acids. The record is from RefSeq and is a predicted model, not a curated record.